GUUCAAAUAAUAACCAAUAGAGUUUUAUUCUUGAUUCCCGAAGUGGAUGGAUAAUUUGACUCAUUUAAACUGUUUAUGACUAUUUAAGAAGAUUAAAGUUUUGUCCUAUUUAAAGGCAGUACAAGCAGGGUCGUUUUGUCAGUUCUCAUCUUGAUCUUUCUCUCGUCAAACUUAAAAUGACUUUAUUUGUAUCUUUUUUGUUGCUUACAUUACCCAUCAUUUCAAGUGGACUCCAGUUGUCUAAUGAAAAGUCACAAUACACUUCUCAAUCUUAUAACAAUCAAUUGACUGAUCAGCUCUGUGGUCGCGAUACUACACCAGGACAAGUGCCAUUCUACGCUUCAAUAGAAGUGAAUAGUCGAAAAUUUCAUUGCAAAAAGUGUAGUGGUGUUUUAAUUGCGAGGAGAUGGGUUUUGACUGCGGCUCAUUGUACAUUCAGUGUUUUUGGACCCAUACAAGUUGUUUUAGGUGACGAAUGGAACAACAAAACAAUUGGAGUUGAAAAAGGUUACAUCCAUCCGGAUUAUAAUCGUCGAACACAAGAAAACAAUAUUGGUCUUUUAUAUUUGAAAGAGCCAGUUGAGUUCAGUAGGAAUAUCCAACCAAUUUGUUUACCAGAACCUGGCGAAGAUGAAACUUUUUAUGGUCGCAAUGGAACACUGGCUGUCUGGGGAAAAAUAAAUCAAACAGAGAGAAAAUUACCAACAAAUAUGCAAAAAACCAGUUUGCCGAUCAUUAGAUCUGAUGAUUGUUGGGAACCAUACGCAAAUGCUGGCUUCAAGAAAUCAGUUUACCCUGAGUUGGCUCUGUGUGCUCAUUAUCCAGAUGACGUGAAAGAUGUAUGUUUUCCUGGGUCGGGCAAUGCGUUUAUGGUCAACGUCGGAAAACAUUGGGUACUUGCUGGAAUUUCACUGGAAAACUUAAGCUGUGAGAAGCGGUAUUCGCCAAGCAUUUAUCUCAGUGUUGGAUUUUACUUGGAUUGGAUUAAAACAACUGUUUACUAGUUAUAGUUGUAUCAUAGUUCAUACCUUCAACAAUGCUUAAAUUAACAAAAAUAAAGAAAAAAUAGU
Molecule: messenger RNA, 1070 nt
Organism: Tetranychus urticae (two-spotted spider mite)
Lineage: Eukaryota; Metazoa; Arthropoda; Arachnida; Trombidiformes; Tetranychidae
Source: RefSeq, a predicted model, not a curated record